CUCUCUGUCUUCUCUACCCUGGGAGCAGCUCUCUUGCCUUGGCCCCUCACCCCUGAAAAUGUAUGCCUGUUCCAGGUUCAUCUCCACCCGCUCCUUGGUCAGGAGCACCUCUCAGCUGCUGAGCCGUCCUCUGUCUGCAGUGGAGCUGAACCCACAGACACGGAAAGAUGAGGCCCUCAGCAGCUUGGCAGUCCCUCGUCCUUUGACCUCACUCGUCCCUAGCCGCAGCUUCCAAACCAGUGUCAUUUCCAGGGACAUCGACACAGCCGCCAAGUUCAUUGGGGCUGGGGCUGCUACUGUUGGGGUGGCUGGCUCUGGGGCUGGGAUUGGAACUGUUUUUGGGAGCCUCAUCAUUGGUUAUGCCAGGAACCCUUCUCUGAAGCAACAGCUCUUCUCCUACGCCAUUCUGGGCUUUGCCCUCUCAGAGGCCAUGGGGCUCUUUUGCCUAAUGGUGGCCUUUCUCAUCCUCUUCGCCAUGUGACCCAGCUGUCUCCACUUCACCUCCUGUAGUUCUUUUGUGUCCCGUCUGCCCUGUAUGUUCCUUUUCCUCUACCUCCCCAGGAAGUCUGGGGAAAGUGACUGGCUCAGGGUUUGACAGAGAGAAGACAAAUAAAUACUGUAU
Molecule: messenger RNA, 622 nt
Organism: Alexandromys fortis (reed vole)
Lineage: Eukaryota; Metazoa; Chordata; Mammalia; Rodentia; Cricetidae
Product: ATP synthase F(0) complex subunit C2, mitochondrial
Exons: 1
Coding region: 59-481 (140 amino acids)
Biological process (GO): proton motive force-driven ATP synthesis; proton transmembrane transport
Molecular function (GO): proton transmembrane transporter activity
Source: RefSeq, a predicted model, not a curated record